Anneissia japonica is the source of this 1065-nucleotide messenger RNA. Its product is annotated as protein SREK1IP1-like. The transcript is spliced from 4 exons. The record is from RefSeq and is a predicted model, not a curated record. The coding region runs from base 136 to 597 and encodes 153 amino acids. NCBI's taxonomy places the organism in Eukaryota, Metazoa, Echinodermata, Crinoidea, Comatulida, Comatulidae.
CAAAUCCAGGUAAUUUUGCCAGGAAAUUUGAAAAGUUUCAUUAAACUUUAAUCAAAUCAGUGGGUUGAUUAAUUUAAAUUGAGAUGAUUUUUUUAAUAUUAUCCUGGAAACCAUGCAGAGCAAAACAACGAAAACAUGAAUGUUCUCGGAAAACCAGCAAACAAAGACAAUUCCCGGAUAGCCUGUAAGAAAUGUGGCUACGUGGGCCACCUUACAUUCCAGUGCCGUAAUUUCCUUCAAAUCGACCCGGAAAAGAAUGUCACACUAGACAUAAGCAGUACUAGUAGCGAAAGUAGUGAGAAUGAGUAUGAGACCCCACUCAAACAAGUUGCAGAAAAGAAGAAUAAAAAUGAAAAGAAGAAUUCAAGGCACAGGUCAAGAGAGAAACACAAGAAAAAGAAACAGAAGAAAGAACACAGUAGAAGACGCUCGCGUUCCCGUAGUCCACAUUCCUCUGAAAGUUCAACCGAUGAAGAUAGUGAUUCAGCUGAAGACCGUAGGUCACAUCGUAGACACAAGAAAUCCAAGCACAAGAACAAAGACAAAAAGAAAAGUAAAAGACACAAACAUAAGAGGAAAUAUUCAGACAGUGAAUAGAAAAUUGAAUGCUGCCCUCAACGUUUAAAAUUCCAAUCUAAAUAUACAUUCUCUUCUGUAUUUACGAAGUCCUCUUUUGUUAACCUUUUUAUAAAAUUUGUGUAUAAUUGUAAGGAGUAUUGUGAACAUUGAUUUGUUUGUUGUUCAUUUAUAAAUUUUUUCUACAUACUGUAAUUGACGAUAACAGUCCUAGGGGUCAGUGGCGUAUCAAGGAGUUUUGAAAUGGGGGUGCUGAUGGGGGCGUGAAGGUGAAGUGGGGGGGGGGGCUCCAUGACCAGUUGAGGGGCACUAAUUCACAAAAUAAGGUGAUUUUUAACUACUUGACUUGUGAUUUUGGGUGGGGAUGACUAGGGGAUCGAGUAAUAUUUACCCCCGCGCAUCCCCCUAGAUACGCCACUGUUAGGGGUGAAUCCAAGAUUUUGAAAGACAGGAAAGGGAACAAUAUUUUAUAUACUACAGUACAGUACU